Molecule: messenger RNA, 1830 nt
Organism: Selaginella moellendorffii
Lineage: Eukaryota; Viridiplantae; Streptophyta; Lycopodiopsida; Selaginellales; Selaginellaceae
Product: pentatricopeptide repeat-containing protein At1g56690, mitochondrial-like
Exons: 2
Coding region: 1-1830 (609 amino acids)
Biological process (GO): RNA modification
Molecular function (GO): RNA binding; protein binding
Source: RefSeq, a predicted model, not a curated record
AUGCGACGGCGUUUCUCAUGCCUCGUGGACGACGGUCUCGCGAACCUCAAUCAAGAUCUUGAGCGACUGAUGGCCGAGGGAGAGCUCAAUCACACAGGAUUCCUGGAUUUGCUCCAGCGGUGCGGUGUAAGCAGGGACGUGGGUCUUGGGCGACGAAUCCAGGCUUCGCUUUCCAAGCUCGGUGGCUUCGAUCGCGAUCGCUACUUCGGGAAUGUGCUAGUACAAAUGUUUGGAAGCUGCGGCAGUGUUGAGGACGCGAAGCUGGUGUUUGAUGGGAUCACACGGAAGAACUCCUACUCGUGGAACAUACUUAUGGGAGCAUAUGCCCAAAACGGGUAUAUCAAGACCGCUCGAUCUAUGUUCGAUAGCAUGAGAAAGAAAGACGCUGUUUCUUUUGACACCAUGAUCUCCGCUUAUGCAAAAGUUGGCGACUCCAUUCAAGCGAAACUUAUUUUUGAUUCUAUGCCCGUGCGAAACUUACUUUCGUGGAACACGCUCUUGAAAGCAUUUGCCCAUAGUGGAGAAUUCGUCGUUACAGCAGUGCUCUUUGACAAUAUCCCCCAGAAGGAUGUUUUCACGUGGAACACGAUGAUGGGAGCGUUUCUCCGUGAAUCUCAAGAGAAUCUUUUAAAGGAUCUGUUUGAUCGUGUUCCCGAAAGAACAGUAGUCUCAUGGAGUUCUUUGAUAGCCGCUUACGCACAAAAGGGGUAUUCGCAAGAAGCGAAAGAUGUGUUUGACAAGCUUCCAAAGAGAUCCAUCGUUUGCUGGACGUCGAUGGUCACGGCUCUAGCGAAAAACGGUCGAGUGGAAGAGGCUAGAAAUCUCUUUGAUGAGAUGCCAGAUCGAGAUGACAUGGCUUGGAGCACGAUGAUCGCGGCAUACACACAACACGAUCGCAUGGAUUGUGCAAAAGGUCUGCUGGAAGUCUCGCCAGAGGGAAGCAAAAGGCCGUGGACAGUGAUGAUCAGUGCUCACGCUCGGAAUGGAGAGCUCGAGGAGGCAGUAAAACUCUUCGAGAGGAUGCCCUCUCCGGAUAUGGUGGCGUGGACGGCAAUGCUGGGGGCUUUUGCGCAGCUCGGCCGUCUCCAAGAAGCCCGGAAGAUGUUUGAGAGAUUGGAGAAUCGAGACUCGGUGGCUUGGACGGCAAUCAUCGCUUCGCAUGUCCAGUAUGGACGAGUUCGAGAGGCUCUGGAGCUUUUUGGAUCGAUGGACCUGGAAGGAGUUCCAGUGGACAAAAUCACCUUGAUCAGCAUUUUCGAUUCGUGCCUCGAGCGUGGCUGCAUUGCCGAAGGCAAGAUCAUCCACUCAUCUAUUCUUGGCAAUGAUCUCGAGACCGAUGUCGCGGUUGGAACAGCGAUCUUCAACUUCUACGCUCGAACGGGGAAAGUUGGCGAGGGUAUGCCUCCCAACGAUGUAACUAUCAUGGGCAUUCUUGCAGCUUGUAGCCAUGCGGGGUGGCUAAACGAAGGGUACCAGCACUUUCUAGCAAUAACUCGAGAUUUUGGGAUUGGGGAGCCGGGCUGCGAGCACUUCGCUUGCAUGGUAGAUCUUCUUGGUCGAUCAGGACGAGUGGGAGAGGCAGAGGAGCUCCUGAAAGCAAUGCCGUUUGAGCCGAAUGAAGUUGCAUGGAUGAGCUUGCUUGGCGCUUGCAAGCUGCACAAAGACAUGGAUCGAGCAGCACGAAUCGCUAAGGAGUGUGAUAAUCUCGGUGGCAUCUACUCGGGCAAGGAGAAAGAGAAGGACUUUCCACUGUCUUCGUACAUUCUUCUUUCCAACAUCUUUGGAGAAGCCGGAAAGAUCCAGCGCCUUGCGCAUCAUAUGCCCAAGUAG